This is a messenger RNA of Pungitius pungitius (ninespine stickleback), 1887 nucleotides long. It is a transcript of the gene ccdc13, whose product is annotated as coiled-coil domain containing 13. The record is from RefSeq and is a predicted model, not a curated record. The transcript is spliced from 13 exons. The coding region runs from base 95 to 1702 and encodes 535 amino acids. Lineage: Eukaryota; Metazoa; Chordata; Actinopteri; Perciformes; Gasterosteidae. Gene Ontology annotation, biological process: cytoplasmic microtubule organization; non-motile cilium assembly. Gene Ontology annotation, cellular component: centriolar satellite.
UUGCCAUGGAUACGGUCAGCGCCGCAACCAGCGGGGAAGCUGCCACGGUGUCUUCAGCGCAAAAAGCAGUCUCUAGAUUGUUUACUCGGACUAAAUGACGAUGAUGGAGCAGGACGAUGAAGACCUGAAUGACUUGCGGCUUCAGUUCCAAGCGUUAGAAAAACAGCAGGAGAAAAGAAAGCUGGAGAGGAAAAAGAAGGAAACAGAUCGGCACGAGGAGGAUUUGGAUCUCUCUACUCAAGGUAUUCAGGCGGAUCAUCUCGAACACAGACUGCUACAGAGUAAGAAUCAAAAUCAGAACUUGCUGGACCAGCUCAGGGAGCUUAAGGACGAAAAUGGUCGGCUCUUCAAACUUCUGAGCGAGAAGGAUUUUGAAAUAAAACACCAGAAAAAGAAAAGAGAAGAAGAACGUCUGAUUUUAGCAGGCACGUCGGGCUUUGCAGGCGACAUCGCAGCCGCCAAGAUUGUUGAGCUGUCCAAGAAGAAUAGAGAGCUAACGGCUGAAACUGAGCGAGAAAAGAUUAAAUCCAAGGAAAACAUCAACAGAGUCAAAGAGCUCGAGAAAGAGCUGCAGGUGGCUCUGGGGCACUCUCCAGAGGGGCGGGAGGUUGGUCCCAAGUCUCCGGAUAAGAGGCCGUCUGAAGGCUUUGAGCAGGACGAUCCGGCGGUAAAGUCACUGCGGGACAAAUUAGCUGCCGCCCAGCUGAAAGCGACUGAGUAUCGCAACCAGGUUCAAUCUGUCAAACAGGAGCUGAAAGUAGCUCAGAAGGUUUUGAUCAGCGAGGUCGGAGAUGGGGUGAGCUUUCAGCAAUUACUCAACUGCCCCGGGAGUUUCAGAGGUCGCUCCCAGCAGAUAUUGGCCCUUCAGACGAGGGUGCGAGAUCUGGAGAGGCAGCUGAACCUGAACCUGUCCACUCAGCAAUGGCAGCCAAGCAUCUCGAGUGAAGAAGAAGAGUUUCUGGGCUCAGGAUUCCCUCCGAGAGCCCCUCAACGAGACAAGAACCUCGGCUACAUCCGCACCAUCGAGAAGGAGAAGAGGGAGGCCUUUGAGAGGAUCUCAGUGGACUAUGAGGCCCUCCUGAAAGACCACGACGAUGUGAGGAGAAAGCUGGACGCGUCCAAAGCCCGGAUCAAAUCCCUGUCCACCGAGGUGAAGUCUCUGAAGCUCCAGAACUGCACCCUUAUGGAGAAGGGCAAACAUGAUAAUGAGCUUGUGGAUGCUCUGCUGAAGCGGCAGACUCAGAUGCAGGAGGUGCUGAGCCGACUCGGCCGAGAGCAGCAGGCGAGGAGCGAGGAGACCCGGCGGAGCCCGAGGCAGCGGCGCAGCAGUGUGGCCCCGGCGCCCAUCCAGAAGAUUCCCCUCUCAGUCGCCAAAAGAGACGCCAGGAUCAAAGAGCUGGAGGAGGAGAUCCAGCAGCUCUCUUUCAAGGGGAAGAAACCAGGCAAAAUGACAGAAACCAUAGCAGAGACAGAGGGCACGGGGAGACCAGCCAGCCUCAAGACGGGAAUCUGCAGUUCAGAAUUCACCCCUGAAGAGGGAGACAUUAACAACAGAAUAACCUCCUCAUGUCCGGUCUCUAAAUUUGGUCAUAAACUGGUGCUGCCGGCUGUGGGAAGCGGUCUAGAAAUCAAGUCUUCGGAGGCAGAACAGGCCCCCCAGGAGGGACGCCGCGGGGCAGCAGCUGGAGAAGACCACGUCUGAUCCAAAGUAAGGGCUGUGCGAGUGGGGAGGACUGUCACGCCAAGGUCAGUGGCCGCGCGAUGUGACAAUGCCCGCCAGCCCCCCCCCCACCCCCCAAUUCUUCUCUUUUCCUCCUCUCGCAAUUUCCCCGACUCAAUUUCACCCGUCUCCGUCUCGCUGCCGUGAGCAGUGUCCCUCGGGGGGGG